AGAAAACGCCCAGUUGAAUUGAAUCUAGAACGUCUGUUGCAUAUUGCCUCUCUUUGUUUUAUUUUCCCUCUUUCCUCUCUCUCUCACUCUCUCUCUUUCUAUCCGUUUGUGUAUUGAUAUUUUCUCCCCUACGUUUAUGUGAAAAAUCAAAUAUGUGUGAGAGUUAUUUUCAGUGAACUCUGAUCUCCUUCAGGCUCAUUUGUGACCAUUUGGCUCUGAAGACUGCUUUACAUUGGGACAUACAUUUUUGUAUUCUUACAUCUGAAGAAGACAGGAAUAACCCGAUGUUAAUUCUCGUUAACACCUGUCCUUGCAUCUCCAUCUCCAGUCUGGCCCUUCACUUUCUCUCUCCACCCGUUAUUAUCUUCUAUGGUAAUUUUCUUGGCCUUGUUGCCUACUAACCACAAGGCAGCGACAUAGGGCGACUUGCGACUUGAUGAAAAUCAAAUUACAAUCUUCAAAGUAUUACGUGUGCUCCUUGUUUGGUGCACGUUUGGCUGGAGAAGGAGUAGAGAGAGAGGGAUCAUCUUCUGAGUGUCUUAUAACAUCAAACGGAAUCAAGAGUGACUGCUGCCUAUCAUCGCGAUGACCAGUCAGAAAAUGAGAAGUAUGGCUUCAUCCUACGGAACGGCCGAGUGGGGGCUCCAUUUCCAAGAGGCGAAUGGGGAUUGUCAAUCUCCGAUCAAUAUAAACUCUCGAGAGACUGUCUACAAGGAGAGUCUUAACCAACCCCCGUUAGAAGUCAAUUAUGCACUGUGUCGGGAUUGCGAUCUUAUCAAUACAGGCACUGGUAUACAAAUCAUCUUCAAAUAUAAAUCAGAUGUCGGGAUGACAGGUUUACGUGAUACGAGUCUAGAUCCUGUACCAAAGUCGGUUCUAAGCGGUGGACCACUACCUCGUAAUUCAAAGUUUGAGUUAGCUGCCUGUGCUUUUCACUGGGGUCAGAAAGAUGAUAGAGGCUCCGAGCAUACUGUCAACUUCAAAGCUUAUCCUAUGGAGCUUCACCUAAUUCACUGGAAUAGUUCAACCUAUAAUACGCUGGAGGAGGCGAUGGGGAAACCACAUGGUAUAGCCAUCAUAGCUCUCUUUAUACAGGUCGGUCGAGAGCAUACCGGCCUUCGAACAUUUACCGAUUACCUUGAAGCCGUCCAGUAUAAGGGAAGAACUUUAGGGGUAACAACGCCAUUUCAUCCAAGUUGUUUACUUCCGGAUCCUCAACUUCGUGAUUUUUGGACGUACCAAGGUUCCUUGACCACGCCCCCUUGUUACGAAAGGGUCACUUGGAUUCUCUUCCGGUAUCCCCUCACGAUAUCCAUCUCACAGAUGGAAGAGUUCCGACGAUUGAAGAAUCACGUGAAAGGUGAUUUCUCCUUCCGGGGCGAAGAGGGAUUGUUGGUGGAUAACUUCCGGCCAACACAGCCACUCAAUGAUAGAACAAUAGAAGCCUCGUUCCAGUAAUCUAAUCAUUCGUAUAUAUUUGAUAAUUUUGUCAUUGUGCAGUGUAAAUAUAUUCAAUAUAUAAAAAUAUGUGUUUGAAGAAUUAUGUAUGGUAUUAUUAUUUGAAUUGAAUAUCAUAAUGAUAAAGAGAAGAAAACAAUUAUAUCUUAUUCUACAAACCCAAUUAAAAACAUCAUGUGUCUGUUAAAACAGACAUUGGCAGAGGAUAUGUAUGCCUUUAUUAUUCAUAUAAGAAUUUCAACAUAUUUAAUAUCAUUCAUACUUUAUCGAUUUGAUCAGUAGGUCUAUAUAAUAGGGCGGAGCUCUAUUAAAAUUAGUUACAUUAUUGCCAACUGAAUAGUAUAGAUUUGUCCAGAUUGGCAAACUAUAAUCGGGUCAUUGUAAUGCACAUUCCAUGUCUUAUAGUCAUAGGGAAUCAGUUUGGUAUUGUCUAGUAAUAAACUUAUAGGUGUGUUUUAUAAUUGAAUUCAUAUAAAUACCUCACUUGAAAAGACGUGCAUAAUUCAUUAAUUUUCCAAAUCUGAAUUCUCUGAAAAAAAAUUGCUAUUAUGAUGAAUAGAUAGAUUGGAAUGAAUAUGUUCCAAUAAGUUUUAUGAUAACAACCAACCCACUUAAAGAAAGUGCUGUUUACCUCAUAUCAUGUUCAUCUAUCUCAUUAUUAUACUCGACUUUUUGCUUUAUUUUUCACAUGUUUAUUACUCAAAAUGAUAUUAGCUAUAUUUUCACUAUGCACCAAGAUACAGUCGCAGGCACAGGCAUACCUGUAAAACUUUUAUUUGUCUACAGUUUUUGCUUCUGAAUGAAUUUAUAUGGUAAUUACAUGCCUGCAAAAUAAUACAUUAUGAAUAUCAUGAACAAACUAUCAACAAUAAUUCACACAAAGCUAAUAUGCACAAUGUGCGUAAUAAUGUCUUCCGGCGAUACGAUACUAACGAACAAAAUUUUGUAGCUCUGUUUCAAUGUAUUUGUUAUUACAACAUAACAAGCUAUAUCGUCAAACUGUGAAUCAAAAUUACAAAUAAUAGCAAAAUUGAGUUGACGCAUGAUAUCGUGUUACCAUGACACAUAUAAAGCCCCGCCCCAUCAUGAUUACUGAACAAAGGAGAGGUACAUUAUUUUGAAAGAAAGGAGUUAAAUGAGAAGUUUUUUGGUAUUAUCAUGAUUAUCACAGAAAAUGAAUCGACAAACUUAACGUAUAUAUCAUGAGAAUAGAGUAUACAGAUAAACGUAUGAAUUCGAAGUACAUUUGUAGAGUUGUGGAUUCAAUCCGCUUUAGAAGAUAUUUUGAAAAGGAGCUUGAAUUCAAAUUUUAUUUCCACAGUUAAAAACAUACAUAUAUAUACAAAUCAAUGACACUGAGAUAUAUGGAGGGGUCAAAGAAAGCACAACUUAUUGUAUAAAUUGGUCCCAUACUGGAUUUCUGAAAACUUUUGUCGUAUGAAUAAAUACAAAAAAUAAUGCUACAAUUAAUGAUGGAAAUGCGUUUAUUAAAGUUUAAAUCUACACGUUUUGGAGAACUAUGCAUGUAUAUCAAAUAUAUGUGUACAUUAUAUUUUAUCUAACCAGAAAAUGAUAUGCCUGUUGAAAUAUAAAAAAAGUUUUCAAAAAUAUUGUAAAUCCGCUUUAAUUGAAUAAUCAUUCAUCCCGGAAAGUGCUGUUUUUUUCUGUUCUGACUGUGAUUUUUAUGUAUAAAUCAACACAAUGAUUGCUUGUCUGUUGAAGGUCGUGAUAUCUUUUUUUUUCAUUUUUAUACGACAUUCCUUUUUCACUAUGUUAAACUGAAGAUAGCGUCGUCACGUGGAUAUGACACCUGGUAAAUUUUACCACAGUAUCAAUAAAUUAGUUUGAGUAAUAAAAUACAAAAUUAAUUAGAGUAUAUUACCAUGAUAUAUAGUAUUUGAUAGUAAUUAUCAAGCAAUUUGGUGGGCAUAUUCUUAUUUAUUUUGUUGAAUUAAUUUGUGAAUUAUUGUUGAAGAUCUAGUAGAGUAUUUUUCUCAUCCACUUCUCCCUAAAACCCAGAUUUAGAUACUGAAAUAGCCCGUUUAAACUAUUAAUAAUUAUUACUUCUUUGCUCGAGAAGAAUUGAAAAUAAAGAGUAUGGUUAUUCC
Molecule: messenger RNA, 3566 nt
Organism: Lytechinus pictus (painted urchin)
Lineage: Eukaryota; Metazoa; Echinodermata; Echinoidea; Temnopleuroida; Toxopneustidae
Product: carbonic anhydrase-related protein-like
Exons: 9
Coding region: 586-1458 (290 amino acids)
Molecular function (GO): zinc ion binding; carbonate dehydratase activity
Source: RefSeq, a predicted model, not a curated record